Molecule: messenger RNA, 2153 nt
Organism: Condylura cristata (star-nosed mole)
Lineage: Eukaryota; Metazoa; Chordata; Mammalia; Eulipotyphla; Talpidae
Gene: CCDC77
Product: coiled-coil domain containing 77
Exons: 12
Coding region: 46-1530 (494 amino acids)
Cellular component (GO): centrosome
Source: RefSeq, a predicted model, not a curated record
GUUCCUUGACGCUGGGGGCUUAGUGUGGCGUGUGAGCAAGGCAGAAUGGAUUUUACCCCAGUACACAGCCCCAUCUGCAGAAAGCCAACAACUGCCUGCAGGCAUGGUGUUACCCCUGGCUCCAGAAGUUUCACCAGGUGCAGGGGAAUAUCUUUCUCAGAUUCAGUGGAGGAGUCAACUCCCUUACCCUCUGUUGAAGAUCGCCUGGCUGUCCUCUGCCCUUCUCAGGAGCUUCUAGAAUAUUACCAAAAGAAGAUGACUGAAUGUGAGGGAGAAAAUGAGGACCUGCUGAAGAAACUGGAUCUGUACAAAGAAGUUUGUGAAGGACAGCAUAAACUAGAAUGGGAUUUACAACAGAGAGAGGAAGAGAUAGCUGAACUGCAGAAAGCGCUAAGUGAUAUGCAGGUCUGCCUCUUCCAGGAGCGGGAACACGUUUUACGCCUCUACUCAGAAAAUGACCGACUGAGAAUCAGAGAACUAGAGGACAAGAAAAAGAUUCAGAAUCUCUUGACCCUUGUGGGAACAGACACUGGAGAAGUCACCUAUUUUUAUAAGGAACCUCCCCACAAGGUCAGCAUUCUACAAAAGACAAUCCAGACUGUAGAUGCAUGUAAACAGAAUGAAUCUUCAGCUUUCAGAGCAGAUUCUAAAGUAAGCAAAAGAAAACUGACCAAGAAAGAGAAGGAAGAAAGUUCUGAGCAAUACCACAGAGACAUACAGUCACUUACCCUACAGGUAGAAGCAUUGCAAGCCCAGCUGGAAGAACAGACCAAGCUUUCUAGAGAGCAAGUUGAAGGGCUCAUGGAGGAUAGACGGAUUCGCAUUGAGGAAAUACAAGUUCAUCAACAGAGAAAUCAAGACAGAAUCAAAGAGCUUACCAAAAAUCUCCAUCACACCCAAGAACUGCUCUUUGAGAGCACCAAAGACUUCCUGCAACUCCGAUUUGAAAACCAAAAUAAAGAGAAGUCAUGGAUGCUUGAAAAGGAUCAUUUGAUGUCAAAAAUUAAGCAGUAUAGGGCACAGUGUAAGAAGAAAGAAGAUAAAACUGGAAGAGUUGGGCACAUUUCACAUGAGAGCCAUCAUAGCCAAAAUGAAUAUAUCAAGUCACUAAAGGAUAAAUUAGUACAAGAGAAGAGACUUUCCAAUAUGUACCAAGAGCAGUGUAUAUCUCUAGAGGAAGAACUUGCUCGAAUUCGUGAGGAAGAGGGAGUGAGGAGAGAGAUCUUCAAGGAUCGCACUAACAGAAUGGGGAAGCGUCUACAGGUAAUGACAAAGCGCUAUGAGGCCUUGGAGAACCGGCGUUGCUUGGAAGUGGAGGGCUUUAAGACCGAUAUCAAGGCUCUCCGGCAGAAACUGAAAGACUUGGAGCAGAUAGUCUAUAAGGCAACACUUAAUACCCGAGCAAACCAGGAUCUUGCUAUCCUGUAUGAAGUUCGUGACAGCAAUAGACGGGCACAUAAAAUACAAGGAGAACUGAAGAACCUUAAGUCCAAAGUAUUUGGCCUGGAGAAUGAACUCAGACUCUGCUGAUAUUUACUUUUAGAAAUAACUCUUCUCUGGACUAGGUCUGCUUCCUGAAACCUGAGAAAAGAGGUCUUAUUCUCCCAGAAACUAGACACAGAGUUGACUGAAGUCAUGGUGCCUGGGUCAAGAAUUGGGGACCAUUGCAAAAGACUUACUUGCAUUCUAAGCUUUAGCUAUAAUUUUCACUGUCCUGUAAACUGCCCCUCUUUCCCACCCUUAGUCUAAAUGAUAACAUGAAUUACUUAAGAGACAUUCCCACAUUAUUUUUCCUAGUGGUGACAGGCUUUUUUUUUUUUUAUAAGAAGACAAUGACAAUAAAACUUGGGAAGAAAAAGAAAACUAUUUUUCUGUGAACUUGGCCGAGCAUCAGUGGCAAAGGAGGUUGCCUUUCCUUUAGGCAGACGGAAAAGGCAACAAAUCACAACUGUCAAAUGUGAAUGGCAGUAAUUUUACCAUUUAACUUAGUUCUUCUGUCAAUUGUAGGUCCUGAGUUACUUUUGGGGCCUAGUUUUGUGAAGUUUCACCAGAGGGCACCAGAGACCCUCCUCCUAAGCCAAAUGUUCAUGUUGGAAAAUAAAAGUGCCACUGUGGGAAGAGUGUUAAAACCUUAACAAUCCUUGUAUGAAAAA